AUGCUCGACUACCAUGUUUACACAGUAGGGUGGAUAUGUAUCGCCUCCACCGAAUUGAACGUUGGACGAGGCCUACUAGACGGAGAGCACGAGAACCUGCCACCAAAGCCCAAGGAUGACAACAACUACCUCCUUGGCCGCAUGAACGGACGCAAUGCGGCAAUCGGCUACCCUGAAUCAGGCCUCUGCGGCUCUCAUAACGUCUCCCACGUCGCAACCAACAUGGCAAGGGCAUUUCCCCACAUCCGGUUUGGGUUGCUGAUCAGCUCCCUCCUCACAGAAACGCAGCACCUGCUUGACACUUUCCCACUGGACACGCACCCGCUGACGCAAUUCACGACCGGUGACGACCUCGGCGACAACAAACCGCACGUCGGUGAUGACUACUUCCUGACGUCGGGCGACAAAAUCCGCUUCUUCUUCGAGCCCGACGCCUUCUCCGCAUCCCCCGACCCGGCCACCGGCAAACCCGCCCUUCUGAAGCCGAAACAGCAAGCGGUGAACAAGAUCGGACACUCGCUGCACAGUCUGUCGGCGCCGUUCCGGGCCGUGUCGCUGUCGGAGCGCAAUGCGGCGAUCGCGCGGUCGUUGGGGUUCAAGGACCCCCGUGUGCUGCAGAGUAUGGUGAUAUGCAAGCAGCCGGGGAUCGGGGGCGCGGUGCCGCCGCAUCGGGACUCGGAGUUUCUGUAUACGGAUCCGCCGUCGGCGGUGGGGUGGUGGUUUGCGUUGCAGGAUGCUGGGCCUGGGAAUGCGACGCUCGGGAUGUAUCCCGGUUCGCAUCGCGGGAGGGCUGGGGGGAAGGUGCGGCGGAGGUUUGUGAGGAGGUCGAAUGAUGAGGGAGUGGUGGUGGGGACGGAGUUUGUGGAGAAUGAUGGGCCUGGGUUGCCGAGGGGCAUGGAGGAAGAGGAAGUGGAGGGGGAGGGGCCCAAGGAGGAGGAUGUGGAGGUUUUGGAGGUGAAGGCUGGGUCGCUGGUGUUGAUUCAUGGCAAUGUUUUGCAUAAGAGUGAGAAGAACACUAGUGAUCGGAGUCGGUUUGCGUAUACAUUUCAUGUUAUUGAGGGUGCGGAUGGGUGGAAGUAUGAUGAGAGGAAUUGGUUGCAGCCCCCCGAGGAUGGGCAGGGAUUUUCGAAGUUGUAUCAAUGA
Aspergillus nomiae NRRL 13137 is the source of this 1143-nucleotide messenger RNA. Its product is annotated as phytanoyl-CoA dioxygenase family protein. Gene Ontology annotation, biological process: nucleoside metabolic process. The coding region runs from base 1 to 1143 and encodes 380 amino acids. Lineage: Eukaryota; Fungi; Ascomycota; Eurotiomycetes; Eurotiales; Aspergillaceae. The record is from RefSeq and is a predicted model, not a curated record. Gene Ontology annotation, molecular function: catalytic activity. The transcript has 2 exons.